AUGAGCCUUUGCGAUGCGAAAAUUAACGAAGAUACUUUAAAGCGUCUAGACCCUGGCGCGACAAGUCUUUCCAAGCUAGAUCCGAAGACAUUGCAAGACCGCAAAUUAUCCACUCAAAGAACAUGCUACAGCUACGAACCCGCCUUCUCUACGUCAGCCAACUCGCCACCACUGUCGUCUCUCUCCAAAUCUUUCGAUGACGGUGGGUUGUUUGAUCAUACAUCCCGCAAGCUCACCCAUCCAACCCGCGCAGUAGAUGAACAAGAUACAUCACUCGUGCAACUGAGAGAUCAACUGGAGGUACACUUCCAAGGUCUAAAAAAGGAAUUUGAGGCCAAGAGAGGAGAGAGCUGGAUGCCGUUGCGGGCGUGGACGGAUGAGAAGUGGAAGUGGGAUGAUGAGAGUGAUGCUGAGACGGAAGGACAACCUUCGAUUCUACUGUCUGGCCUUACCAAAACCAUCAACACCAUGACGACAUACGUCAGGAACGACAGCGAUGCAAGCUCCGGCUCUCCUGGCCGUAAGAAGGAAGCUGCAGAUGCGAUCGAAAUGGUCCUAACACAAAGCCACCAAGAUCAAGCCCAACCCCGCGGCCCCUUAAUGCUUACUGAGGCGAACUCGAAGAAGAACACGGGAUAUGCGUUCACGAACAAGCGCAAGUGGGCAAUCCUGACGGUAGUCGGACUCUGCCAAACCAGCAUGAAUUACAAUGCAGCGGUCUAUUCCAACGCAAUAGGGCCGCUUAACGAACACUACCACCUGGGUAGCAACCACUUCACCAAUGCCAGGGCUGGUAUGGCAUGGUUUUUGAUCCUAUACGGUAUCGGUUGCGAACUUUGGGCACCCUGGUCCGAAGAGUUCGGACGCAAACCCAUCAUGCAGCUUUCACUCUUCACUGUCAACAUCUGGCAGAUCAUGGCCGGUGCCAGUACCUCAUGGAGUCAUGUAUUGACUGCACGCCUGCUCGGCGGUCUCUGCUCCGCAGGUGGUUCUGUAACCCUCGGAAUGGUUGCGGACAUGUUCGAUCCCGAAGAGCAACAACUCCCUAUCCUCUGGGUCAGCUUGUGGAGCUGUCUAGGCUCAGUCAUCGGUGGUAUCUGCGGUGGCCCUAUCGAGCAGUUCCUUCACUGGCGAUGGAACUUCUGGAUUCAGCUCAUUCUUGGGGCCACUGUCCAGCUCAUCCACUUCGUCUAUGUUCCCGAGACCAGGUCGACGGUCAUGCUCAACAAGGAAGCUAAGAAGAGCCGCAAGCAAAACCCAGAGGCCAACGUCGUUGGGCCAACCGAACACGAGAAGCUUGACUUCAUGGCUUGUCUCAGGAUCAUGGGUCGUCCAUACAAAAUGCUAGUCUGCGAACCAAUCGUUGGCUUCCUGUCACUGCUCAGUGGAUUUAGCGACGCACUCAUCUUCAGCUUCUUGGAAUCGUACGGGUACGUGUUCGGGAAGGAUGGUUGGGGCUUUACUCCUAGUCAGCUAGGACUCGCCUUGUUUGCCCUCUUCAUCGGCUACUGGCUAGCAGCAGUGCUGUAUUACCCAGUAAUACGACGACACAACCAGCAGCGUGGCAACGGUCAAGUGCUCAGCCCUGAGAGUCGACUAUCAGCCCUCCGAUGGAUCGUACUGCUUCUUCCUAUCGGCUUGUUCGGCUCCGCAUUCGUAGUUACUGGCCCACCUCUGCCAUGGAUCGCACCCCUCAUAUUCGCCGUCUUGAUCGGAUGCGCGAAUCUUGCCAUCUACUUUGCCACCAUUGACUACAUGGUCGCCGCUUACGGAGGAACUUAUUCAGCAUCAGCCACCGGCGGCAAUGGUUUUGCUCGAGAUGUCCUUGCGGGUUUAUGUUCCUUCUACACCGGGCCAAUGUACAAGAAGCUCGGUGUUCAGAACUCGACAUGGGUCUUGUUUGCGAUCUCCGCCCUUGUGUGCGCUCCGGUCUUCUUCAUCUACAAGUGGGGUCCUAGCAUCAGGGCUCGAAGCUCGUACGCACAGCGGAUUAAAGAGGAAAGAGAGAAGAGUGCUGCCGUCGAGCAAACAACGCAAGGGCAGGCGUAG
This is a messenger RNA of Alternaria burnsii, 2049 nucleotides long. Its product is annotated as mfs general substrate transporter. Gene Ontology annotation, molecular function: transmembrane transporter activity. Bases 1 to 2049 code for a protein of 682 amino acids. Gene Ontology annotation, biological process: transmembrane transport. The transcript is spliced from 2 exons. NCBI's taxonomy places the organism in Eukaryota, Fungi, Ascomycota, Dothideomycetes, Pleosporales, Pleosporaceae. The record is from RefSeq and is a predicted model, not a curated record.